AUGGCGCCAGCAGCAAUCGUUCCUGAAAUCGUCGACGUCGCUCCUCCGACGAAGAUCGACUCGUUGGGUCUGCCAGGCCCAGCGAGAGCCAGGUUGGAAAAGGCUGGUAUUGAUCUAUCCCAAGGAUAUCCUUACCGGCCCGCCCGCCCACUCUACCUCCAAGACGUCUACGCCAUCCGCGACUACGACCGCGAGUUCAUUGACCCAGGCAGCAGAGCCGACAAAUCCAAAAAAGCCCUCUUCUCCGCCGCAAAAGAAGUCAAACACCUAACCGCCCACAUCGGCACCGAACUCGUCGGCGUCCAACUCAAAGACCUCACCGACCAGCAACGAGACGAACUCGCCCUCCUCAUCGCCGAACGCAGCGUCGUUUUCCUCCGCGACCAAGACCUCUCCCCCCAACAACAGCUCGAACUCGGCGCCUACUUCGGCGAGGUCGAAGUCCACCCGCAAGUCCCCCACGUCCCCGGCCUGCCAGGUACGACAGUAAUGUGGCCCGCCCUCGCCACAAAAGAACGCCCGGCCUCCUUCCGCCAACCCCUCGGCACCCAGAACUGGCAUACCGACCUCGUCCACGAACGCCAACCCGCCGGCUACACCCACCUGCACAACGACACCGCCCCGACUAUCGGCGGCGACACGCUCUGGUCCUCCGGCUACGCCGCCUACGAGAAACUCUCCCCGGCCUUCCGCGCCAUCAUCGACGGCCGCACCGCAAUCUACCGCUCCGCCCACGCCUACCUCGACCGCAACGACCCCACCGCCGGCCCCAAGUACAUCGAGCGCGAACACCCGAUGGUCCGCGUGCAUCCCGCCACGGGCUGGAAGGCGCUGUACGUGAAUCGCGCGAUGACGGUGAGGAUCGUGGGGCUCGACAAGGGCGAGAGCGAUGCGAUUCUGGAGUAUUUGUAUAAAGUGUAUGAGGGGAAUGUGGAUAUUCAGGUGCGGUUCAAGUGGACGCCGGGCAGUUCGGCGAUUUGGGAUAAUCGUAUCACCAUGCACAACGCCUCGUGGGAUUACGAGGGCGGCGAGCCUCGCCACGGCACUCGAGUCACAUCUCUCGCCGAGAAGCCCUUCUUCAAGGCCGAUGCACCAACGAGGAGACAGGCUUUGGGAUUGGCCGGUCCAGAGGAUUAG
Messenger RNA from Zasmidium cellare ATCC 36951, 1137 nucleotides. RefSeq lists its product as uncharacterized. Gene Ontology annotation, cellular component: cytoplasm. The record is from RefSeq and is a predicted model, not a curated record. Lineage: Eukaryota; Fungi; Ascomycota; Dothideomycetes; Mycosphaerellales; Mycosphaerellaceae. The coding region runs from base 1 to 1137 and encodes 378 amino acids. Gene Ontology annotation, molecular function: 2-oxoglutarate-dependent dioxygenase activity. The transcript has 4 exons.